Molecule: messenger RNA, 2478 nt
Organism: Kwoniella shivajii
Lineage: Eukaryota; Fungi; Basidiomycota; Tremellomycetes; Tremellales; Cryptococcaceae
Exons: 7
Coding region: 1-2478 (825 amino acids)
Biological process (GO): stabilization of membrane potential; potassium ion transmembrane transport
Cellular component (GO): plasma membrane
Molecular function (GO): potassium ion leak channel activity; outward rectifier potassium channel activity
Source: RefSeq, a predicted model, not a curated record
AUGGGCACCAACAAUGAGUCUGAGCUGCCGACGAUGAGGAGUACAUCAAGCGAUUCGGUACAGAAAGGAAGUCCGAUCAAUCGUACUCCGACAUGGCAUGGUUAUGCCUUUCGAAAAAGGAAGAUGAGGAUCCAGACUUUUGCAAAGUAUUGUCCGUUGGUCAGCGCUAUCCUCGCUCCACUGGCAACACUUCUCGACAUACCGGCAUUGACUCAACAUUGGUAUGCGCAAAACGGAACUCCUCAACCUGAUCCUGAAGCUUGUCUUAUUCUCUCUGCCAUAGGUUUAGCUCUCAACAUACUUGCCAAUAUCUUAUUGAUAGUGCGCUUCUCAUCUAAGAGUCCUUGGUGGUGGAGACAUUCUACCAGAUGGUCUUUGAUUUUCUGGGUAGGUAAAACGAUUGUGGCAGUGGUCAAUCUCAUCAUAUUUGGUAUACUUUCAAGAAAUGAAGCUGGCUAUAGUUAUCUGGAAGGAUUUUGGUGUGCGGUCAUAUCAGUCAUUGAUGCUGGAAUAAUAUCAAUCACGUUAUUAUUUCACUAUUUUUUCGCAUUCGGAAAAGAAGAACAUGACCAAUCUGAUAUAAGAUCUGAAGGACGCAGAUUCAUGUUAUCUGUCACCACGUUUAUAUCAAUCUUAGCGGUUCAAUCAUUAGUUUUCGCGAAAAUAGAAGGAUGGUCUUAUUCUGAUGGAAUCUACUUUUCGACUCAAGUGGCUCUUACAAUUGGAUAUGGUGAUUUCGUUCCAACUAAAACAGCAACUAAAAUAUUAGUGUUCCCAUUUUCGGUGCUCACGAUAAGUCAAUUGGGUAAUGAAAUCGCUUUGAUUAUUGGUUUUAUCAGUUCAAGGGCUGAACAUAGGAGAGAAAAAUGGAGAAAGAAAUAUGAAGGUGCAAUGCAUCAAGAAGCAAAUAAAAUGAGACCUAGAGCAGGUCUAAUAGCUGAAAUGUCGUUAAUUCAUAAAAUAUCACAACGGGAAGAUUUGACGAGUCAGAUGUACGAUCUGUUAUGGAGUUUACUGUCACUUCUCGUUUUCUGGGCCAUAGGAGCUACUUUAUUUUCUCAAAUAGAAGGAUGGCCAUGGGGCGAUGCGGUCUAUGUUGUAAUGAUUCUCAGUUUGACAAUUGGAUUCGGAGAUUUCACACCAAAACAACCCGCUGGUCGUGUGGUUUUCAUCGUUUACGCUUUAAUGGCUGUACCUGUCAUCACCUCUUUUGCGGUUCAAACUGUCACUGGUCUGCUCAGUACAUAUUCUGAAAGAGGUGCAGCUAGAGAAGCUUUCCUUGCUGAGCAACGUAGAUCACCCGAAGCUUUCGCUCCUCAUGCUGAAGUCGUGUUGAAAUACCACGAGACCUACGACCAGGCAAGGAAAAGCCUCUUGAAAGGUGAUGCAGCCUCAACGGACCAUGAUUCCGAACAAGAUGAAGAGAAGGACCACACCAAAGGCGAUGGAAGUGGAACAUCGAUCGAUCGAUCGGAAGAGCAUCUCGAAAAAUCCCAGAUCUCGAGUUCGACAUCAGAGUCCGACAAUGAAGAAGAUCUUUCGGGAAAUACAAUGACAGGAAAAAAGAGACAUGCAGGGCACAGAGGACACGGAAGACUCGGUUCUGCCGACAAAGCUCUGAGAAAAGACUAUGCCCAUGCCAGAGAUACAAUCGAACAUCGUGAAGAUGAAGCUAAGAAAUGGGAAAAAGUCAAGAUCGAGCAUGAGAACCAUGACGAUGAUAUCUCUGAAAGUGAUCAAAAGGACCAAUCUACUCAAUCAUCUCCUGGAAAAGGGAAAUCAUCGAAACGAUCACCGAAAAAUCGAGAUAUGAUAAAAGAAGAAGUAGAUGAUGAUACAGACGAACCAGAAGAAAGGAAUUUAGAGAUUGAUCUAUUGAAGCAAUUGAUGAGGAAAACUAUUCAACUUGAAGCUGAAGCCAGACAAAUGUUACUAGACAGUAUGGAUAAGAGUGUAGCCAGAACUUUGUUGUUGGCUGAUAGGAAUGUUCAAGCAAGAGAUGUUCGAGCAUUGAAAGGAGAUGAUAAAGACAUAAUGGCAAUCUGGCAGGAUGAAUCAAAUAAAAACAAGUCAUCUAAAAGAGAAGCAAGUGAAGCGAUUGAUGAAGAUGAUCAAAAUGGUACAGCGCAAUCUAAGACUCAAACGAAAGGUGAACUGGAUCUAGUGACUCGAGUCAACAGAUAUCGAAAUACCUUCGCGGAAGUAUUAGUCAUUGGAAGUGUCUUGCAACAUCUCGAAGGAGAAGAAAAAGAAAGAUUCGAAAGAUGGAGAGAAUUCAGGGUGGAACAAGCUGAGGAUCGAGAACAAGAUCGGACAAAAGGAAAAGAGAGAGUGAAUCAAGAAAAUGAAGCAGAUUUGGAAGCAAAGGAUAUCAACGAUGUCGCUGAUAAGAAAUGGGAUGGUUUGAGUUCACGAUUGGCUAAAAGAUGGGUGAGAAAAGUCAGGAAAGAAGAAUGGAGUAAAUGGGAUACUGUCUAA